AUGUUGUCAUUUACUUUAAUAGUGAGUGUAUUAGUGAGUGCUACUACAGGUGCAAAAAUAUUAGCUGUGUUUCCUACACCAUCUAUAAGUCACCAAGUUGUCUUUCGACCCUUAACUCAAGAACUAGCUAAACGAGGACAUGAAGUCACUAUUAUAACUACGGAUCCUGCAUUUUCAAAAGGAGAGGCACCACCUAAUAUAACAGAAAUAAAUGUCCAUGAUAUAUCUUACGAUCUAUGGAGAGACAAACUAGUCAAAGUAGUAUUUGAAGGAGAUCGAAACGAUUUAAAAUUACAAGUAGAAACAUAUUUUACAACUAUACUAGACAUUGUUAUCCAACAAUUUCAUAGUGAUGGAGUACAAAAAUUGGUUAAAGAUAAAACAAAGAAGUUUGAUUUGCUGUUUCUAGAAGCGUGUGUAAGACCUGCGUUGUUAUAUUCUCAUAUUUACAAUGUUCCUGUGAUUCAAAUAAGUUCUUUUGGAGCUAUGCCUGGUAAUUUAGCAGCUUUAGGAGCUCCUGUUCAUCCGAUACUGUAUCCCAACGUGUUUCGACAGAGGAGCAAUAAUCUUACAAUAUGGGAGAGGAACAAGGAAAUCUUAAAAUUUUAUUUGUUCCAUCAUUUGUUCAAGUAUUAUGAAGAUAUAGAAUCUGAAGAGAUUAUAAGACAUGUUGGUGCAGACAUACCGCCUUUAUCAGAAUUGUAUAAAAAUGUUGAUAUGUUGUUCCUAAAUGUGCAUCCAGUGUUUGAAGGCAUUCGACCUGUGCCACCUAAUGUCGUGUAUAUGGGUGGAAUGCACCAAAAUCCUAUCAAAGAAUUGCCAGAGGAACUCAAAUCUUUCUUAGAUAACUCCAAACAUGGUGUCAUCUAUAUAAGUUUUGGCACAAAUGUGGAUACCAAUCAGUUAUUGGCUGGCGAUGUCAAGAACAUGGUGAAUGUCUUAUCUCAGCUUCCUUAUGACGUAUUAUUGAAGUGGGAUGGAGAAGAAUUGCCUGGACGUGCUGAGAAUAUUAGAAUAGCAAAAUGGUUGCCACAAUCAGAUCUUCUCCGGCAUCCAAAUAUAAAACUAUUCAUAACACAAGGAGGUCUACAAUCAACAGAUGAAGCUAUAACAGCAGGAGUACCAAUGGUUGGAAUUCCAAUGCUAGGUGAUCAAUGGUACAAUGUAGAAAGAUAUGAGUAUCACAAAAUUGGAAUCAAAGUAGACUUGGAAACUUUGGAAGAAGAUAAACUUAGGAAUGCUAUCAUAACAGUUAUUGGUGAUGAAAGUUAUCGUCGCAACGUAGUAAAACUUCGAACAUUGAUGAAUGAUCAGCCAAUGACACCCUUGGAGCGUGCGGUGUGGUGGACGGAGCACGUGCUGCGUCACGGCGGCGCGCGACAUCUGCGCUCUCCCGCCGCCAACAUGUCGUGGACGCAGUAUUUAGAUUUUGAAGUAGUUCUAACACUUCUUUUUACUUUCCUAAUUUUAGUAUUCAUAUUCAUAAGCCUUGUUUAUUAUGUUUGUAUAAAUUAUGUGACUUCAAAGAAACUUAAGGCUGCUUGA
Molecule: messenger RNA, 1545 nt
Organism: Helicoverpa zea (corn earworm)
Lineage: Eukaryota; Metazoa; Arthropoda; Insecta; Lepidoptera; Noctuidae
Product: UDP-glycosyltransferase UGT5-like
Exons: 4
Coding region: 1-1545 (514 amino acids)
Molecular function (GO): UDP-glycosyltransferase activity
Source: RefSeq, a predicted model, not a curated record